GAUUUUAAUUUAAUCAAAUAAACAUAACCGAAAAGAAUUUAAAUCCAAAUAUAUAGAUUUCCUGCUCAAUUUUCAGGAGAAACACAUCAUCAUUCAUUCUAAUUGUUUGUUUGACCAUUCCUUUAAAUAUUAUAUUCAAUGAAUCAUAUUAUUUUUCCAAAUAAAUUAGCAUUAAGAAAAUGAUUGAUACUCAAAGGAUAUAUCAUCAUCAUCAUCAUCAUCAAUGUGGUUGCGGUAUUGAAUUGCUUAAACAUGCAGCCAUUUCGAUCGAGAAAAAGAAUUUGUCAGAUCAAUCACCAAAAGAUAUUAUGAUGACAAAAAACAAUGGUGAUCGAAUUAUUGAUGGAUUAUUUUGGCUUAAAAAUGCUGCCAUAUUUAUGAUCAAUUAUGGUCGCAUUGAAUCCGAUUCGAAUGAUUGUUUAUUUCGAUCAUCAUCACAAUCAAUUGCAAGUGAAGUUGAAAUUGAUGAUCCAGAUCAUCAAAAAUUCGAUGAUUCAAUGCCUAAAUAUUAUGAUGUUUGUGUCGAAAGUAUUAACAAAGAUGAAAAGCUUUCUGUAUCAACCAAUUCAAUUCAAUCAAAUUUUGUUGAUUGUUCUCAUAAAUCAACAGUGAAUAGCCUUUAUAAUGAUCAUGCCUAUGCUAAAAGCCAUUGUUUCAAAUGUAAUCAUCGAAGAGAAAGAAAAAUUUCAUCCAAGCAAAUACGAUUUCAAACAUUGCUUAAAACUAAAUGGAAACAAAAUCAAAGACAACAAUAACAAAUAUUACGAAUAAUAGAUCAUCUUUAUUUUAUUUUAAUAAAAAAAAAUGGAAAAAAAAUUUCAAAUUUUCAACAAA
This is a messenger RNA of Dermatophagoides pteronyssinus (European house dust mite), 834 nucleotides long. RefSeq lists its product as uncharacterized. The record is from RefSeq and is a predicted model, not a curated record. NCBI's taxonomy places the organism in Eukaryota, Metazoa, Arthropoda, Arachnida, Sarcoptiformes, Pyroglyphidae.